AUGGCCGAGCGCGAGCAAAAAAAGACGAUAGUGGUCGUGGGCGGGGGUAUCAUCGGCUGCACAACCACGUAUUUCCUGACCCGCCAUCCGAAAUACAAUCCCGCAUUACACUCGAUCUAUCUCCUUGAGGCUACGGGCAUUGCUAGUGGUGCGUCAGGGAAAGCCGGUGGCUUGCUGGCCCUGUGGGCUUAUCCCUCGUGCCUGGUGCCGCUCAGUUUCAGACUGCAUUCCGAACUCGCCAAGGAACACGGGGGUGAUCACCGAUGGGGAUAUAGGGGCGUGGGCGUUGGGCAGAUCGAUCUGAAGGGCCGCCAUGUCAGUGACCAGGAAAAGGUGAUGGCCCGCCAGGGCGCUGUGGAUGGCGAAGUGCAAGGAAACGGCGCGGGCGAGAAGGAGGAUAUCAGGGGAAUUCACCGGCCGGAUGUCGCCAGCGAUGGCAACGUCGAUCCUACCCGCGUCAGUCUCCAGAAACGAAGCAAAGAAUCGUACGACAGCCUCCGCAGCAUGGGACUCCCGGACGAUCUGGACUGGGUGGCGGAAGAGUGCGUCAACGCAUACGACUCGAUGGGCUCUCCGAGCGACACGGCGCAGGUCCAUCCCUAUCACUUCACCACCUCCAUGGCGAAACUUGCCGAGGAAAAGGGCGCCCGCGUCGUCUUGGGCAGCGUCGACGAGAUCGCGUCUCGAGAAGGAGGCGAGCACGCGGUAAAAUACACGGACAGUUCGACCAAGGAAGGGAAAUGCCUCUACGCGGACCAUGUCAUCAUCACUGCCGGGCCGUGGACGAAGAAUGUCUGGCCCAGAUCUCCCAUCGGCGCCUUGCGCGCUCACAGCGUGACCAUCCGCCCUUCGAGGCCGGUCAGCGCAUACUGCCUCUUCACGUCGAUCUCGCUGCCCAAGAACUUUAAGGAGGGCACAAAGUCGCGGGCACGCCACGUCACGCCGGAGAUCUACGCCCGGCCGAACAAUGAGGUAUACGCGUGCGGCGAGGGUGACCACCUCGUGCCCUUGCCCAAGUCUACAGCCGAUGUCCAGGUCGACGACAGCCGCUGCCAGGACAUUGCCGACUAUUGCGCGAGUGUCUCGGAUGAGCUGCGUGAUGGCACCGUGCUGGUCCGCCAGGCGUGCUAUCUGCCGCAGGUUGAGACGGGUGGGGGACCCCUGGUCGGCCCCACGGGCGUCAAGGGCAUCUACAUGGCUGCAGGACACACUUGUUGGGGGAUACAGAACGGGCCUGGCACGGGCAAGUUGAUGAGCGAGUUCGUGUUUGAUGGCGAGGCGGUUAGCGCCAACGUGAGCAGUCUGGAUCCCAGGAGGGUAUUGAGAUGA
Fonsecaea nubica is the source of this 1329-nucleotide messenger RNA. RefSeq lists its product as hypothetical. NCBI's taxonomy places the organism in Eukaryota, Fungi, Ascomycota, Eurotiomycetes, Chaetothyriales, Herpotrichiellaceae. Gene Ontology annotation, molecular function: oxidoreductase activity. Gene Ontology annotation, cellular component: cytoplasm; late endosome. Bases 1 to 1329 code for a protein of 442 amino acids. Gene Ontology annotation, biological process: retrograde transport, endosome to Golgi. The transcript has a single exon. The record is from RefSeq and is a predicted model, not a curated record.